AUGGAGUUUGAAUUUUUUGACGUAUCUAAAAUUGCCACACCUAACAAAAUUUCAACAGUUAUUCUGCCUUCGAAUAACAACAAUAAUAAUAACAAAAAGUCAAAACUUUUGGACCUUGAUGAAUAUCUUGAAAACGAUGAUAUGGAAGAAGAUUUAAAAGAUUUUAUUGUUGUUACCAAAGCUACUCCCUUUGCAAUUGCUAGUAGUAUUAAGUUUACCCCCAAAGAAAAGAAUAACAGCAAAAUCAUUCUUGCUAUCAAUAAUAUUUUUGUUCAAAAUGAUGAUUUUAAAGAAGUAUCUGUCUGUCAUGUAAAUUUGACGAAUUUAGUAAUUGUCUAUUUUGUAAUGUCAGACAUGGCUGCUGCAACUCUUCAUGUGACCAUCCCUGAUCUGAAGAUCAAUUCUUUCUGUAAUUUCACCUAA
Molecule: messenger RNA, 423 nt
Organism: Funneliformis geosporum
Lineage: Eukaryota; Fungi; Glomeromycota; Glomeromycetes; Glomerales; Glomeraceae
Source: the annotation of a GenBank genome assembly